AGAAACAUGAGAGCAGUAAUUCUCGUGUGCCAGCUUUGCCUCAUUCUGAGGAUUGAAGCCCAACUACCAACUGCUUGCUUAAACAGCAAUUCAACAAGACCUCCAGCAAAUUCGGACAUAACUGUGACCUGUGGCACUGACUUUAUGGCCGUGCGCAUCUACCUUUGUCCGAUGUACCAAGCUUUAUACAAUGAGAGUCAGAUGGUCCUCAAUAAUCAGAUGAGCAGCCCGCAGUGCUAUGGGACUCCUGACUGGACCGCGAACCCACCAGUUUUAAGAUUCAGAUUCCCCCUGAAUGACACUUCUAUCUCAUCCUGCAAUAAUAAGUUGACGAUAACCACCAAGGCUGGGACUGGAGAUUUUGCUGACUUCUCAAACGUCCAGUACGUCAACAUCUCUGGCACUGUUACCUCGAUAGACCCCUCUGUGGCCAUCACCUAUCGCUCUCAGCUCCUCUACAUGUUCUCCUGCGCUUACCCGAUGCAGUAUAUCGUGAACAACACUCAGCUGAGCGUAUCAGGUAUGAAUCUUGCCAUACAAGACAACAACGGCAGCUUCAUCAGCACACUGAGUAUGCAGCUCUACCAAGAUGGCCUCUACCAACAGAAACUUGUUAUCCCAUCAACUGGACUAAACCUGAAGACCAAGAUCUAUGUCAUGGUUAAGGCCUCCAAUCUGACAGAGAAGUUCAACGUGUUGCUAGACAGAUGUUUCGCAACAACAAGUCCAUAUGGCGUGCAGGGCACCUAUUAUGACCUCUUUGUUGGGUGCCAAAAAGACCCUCAAACCAAAGUGGAGCUCAAUGGGGCGUCCCAGAGUGCAAAGUUCUCCUUUGAGGCCUUCAGAUUUGUGCAGGACAACCAAAAACCAAUUUCCACUUUCUUCAUACACUGCAUCACCAGACUCUGUGAGGUGUCCUCAUGUAGCCAAUUGCUGCCGGUUUGUGGAGCAGCUAGGAGAAAGAGAGAGGCCCCAGAUGUGACGUCCAACACUACAAUUACUUCGCCUGUCAUUGUUGUGGGGAAACAAAGCACCGAGGAUGCUCAGAAUUUCGCUGCUUCUUACGGCGUGUCUCCUGAGAGCAACUACAGCGGCCCCGUGGUGGGCGUUAUCAUCUGCGUUGUGAUCUUAUCUAUUCUUCUCGUUGCCAUGGCUGCAUACUUUGUGGUGACUGUCAGAAGAAGAAAAUCAAUGACCCGUUAACAUACUAACAGAGAGGGCACUGACAUCUCAGCACAUCAUCCUCUAAAAUGCAUGGUCAUCCUGCAGGUAGAGGCGAGGAAACGAGUCAUGACAAACAAUAGACAUUAUACUUCUGUCUUUCUACUAUUCUCAAUGUAAUAACCAGCUUUAUGACAGGAUGGUUUAGAAUUCAUCUAUACUUAUAAUCUUAUAACCGUUACAAAUCACUUAGUUUAUUAAGGUGGAGAUAAGGAGAUGGAAUUUGCCUGCAUUAUAAUUCGGUGUUGGUUUAAAUCAAGUUUAUCAGUUGUUAUAUUUUAUAAAUGGUGAUAACUUUUGUAAUCAGUUAGAGGUUGUGUACUUGGGAACUUUUAAAAGGUUUAAAUAAGAAUGAUGAAGAAAGUGCUAUGUGUAUUCUUUGAUCAUA
Pungitius pungitius (ninespine stickleback) is the source of this 1609-nucleotide messenger RNA. Its product is annotated as zona pellucida-like domain-containing protein 1. The coding region runs from base 7 to 1203 and encodes 398 amino acids. The record is from RefSeq and is a predicted model, not a curated record. The transcript has 10 exons. Gene Ontology annotation, cellular component: cell surface. Lineage: Eukaryota; Metazoa; Chordata; Actinopteri; Perciformes; Gasterosteidae.